This is a messenger RNA of Zasmidium cellare ATCC 36951, 1770 nucleotides long. RefSeq lists its product as uncharacterized. Gene Ontology annotation, molecular function: dipeptidyl-peptidase activity. Bases 1 to 1770 code for a protein of 589 amino acids. The transcript is spliced from 2 exons. NCBI's taxonomy places the organism in Eukaryota, Fungi, Ascomycota, Dothideomycetes, Mycosphaerellales, Mycosphaerellaceae. The record is from RefSeq and is a predicted model, not a curated record.
AUGCCAGUACCAGUACAAGUAGCAUACAAGCCAAUUGGCAAGCCCGAGAUCGGUGUCAACAAUUACCAAGGCUUUCAUCCCGGCAAGACUGAAGUUCUGCGAAAGGGAUGGAAUGGAUACAAGGCCAAGGCGCUUCAAAGCGACAUUGUUGUUGAGCACGAUGUCGAGAUAGUCGUACGAGACGGUUGCCGACUCUAUGUGGACAUCUACAGGCCUGCAGACUCCGACGAAAACAUCCCAGCAAUCAUUGGCUGGUCCUGCUAUGGCAAGAAAUACAGCGCCCUUUGCAUGCUCCCCAUGACUGUCUGGAACUGCUGUGUCAACGAGAAAGACUUAUCUGGAAUCGAGAAGUUCGAGGGAGUGGACCCACGGAAGUGGUGUCCGAGAGGGUAUGCUGUUAUCAGCGUGGACUCGCGAGGCACGGGCAACAGCGAUGGGCAGAUACCUAUCAUGGGGUCUCAAGAUGCAGAGGAUUCACACGAUGUCAUCGAAGCUCUGGCACGAAUGCCGUGGUGUAACGGGAAAGUCGGCAUGGCAGGUAACUCAGCACUGGCCAUCAUUCAAUGGCACACUGCAUCACUACAACCGCCACAUCUAGCAGCCAUUGCUCCUUGGGAAGGCUCAGGGGAUCUAUUUCGAGAACAAUUCUGCCGCGGUGGUGUCUUCUCUAUGAGCAACUUCGACCUUAUCACAAGAGAAAUCAUUAAGGGAAACUCUGGGGUAGAAGACUUCGCGGAGAUGUACCGGCGUAGCCCUGUGGCCAACGCUUACUGGAACGACAAGCGCCCAGACAUGACGAAGAUCAAAUGUCCUACAUUCAUUUCUGGCUCGGACUUCAGCUCCAUUCACACCAUGGGUGCUGUGAGAGGGUACAUGGAGAUCAAACACGACAAGAAAUGGAUCAGGUGGAGCUCACACCAGGAAUGGUAUGAGCUAUAUUGCGAUGAUCACGCAGACCACGAGCUCCGCAAGUUCUUUGACCGCUUCUUGAAGGGCGUAUCAAAUGACUUCGAAGAGGCGAUUCCAAAGGUGCGGUGGUCAGCUCUGCAGUUUGGCGACCGGGAAGCAAUUGACAACAUCGAGUACUCCGACUUCCCGAUUCCAGGCACCAAGUAUAUGGAGUUCUGCCUCCACGACCAUACUCUCAACACUUCAGCUGCGAAGGAGCCGACAAUUGUGUCUUACAAUUCUGAAAAGGCUAGCGACUUCGCCGAGUUUACUCUCAAAUUCGACGAGAAGACCCGCCUCAUCGGUCUUCCAAAGGCUGUCUUGUACAUAUCAUGUGACGAUCACAACGACAUGAAUGUAUUCGUGCACUUAAGGAAGAAGGACAAAAGUGGCCAGCCGCUGCUGCAUCUCUGCUUUCCCUUUCAUGCUGCACCAGUCAACUCCAUCGCUGAGAUUCCAGAGAAGCAACGGCAGAGCACAAAUCUUCAUACUGGCUCAGUCGGUGUGCUUCGUGCAUCUCAUCGAGCAUUCGAUCCGCAACGCAGCAUCCACCCUCAAUUUCCCUUUCAUCCACAUGAGAAGGAAGAGAAGAUCACACCUGGUGAGAUUGUAAAGCUGGAGAUCGGAAUUUGGUCAAUGGGUGUCGACUUCGAUGCUGGAGAAUCCAUCAGUGUUCAGAUUGGAGGUCAGUUUCCCAACAUCGCGGAAUACAAGGCCUGGUCAGAGCCUCGACCUGAGCAUGAACGGAACAAGGGCGUGCAUAAGAUCCAUAUUGGGCCGGAUCAUCCGUCGAGCAUCAUUUUACCUUUUGUACCAUUGUGA